AGGCGGCCGAGGGCUGGACCAAAUCUCGAAUCCACCUCGUCAGUUUGAGCUGCUGUUUUGCGUCGGGGUGAGCGGGCCAGCAUUCUUAUUUCUCGAUCGCAUCUCCUUUGAAACAUGCUGGGUCCGUGGAGUUCCACCCUGAGCGCGGCAACCACGCCGUUAGAGCCUUACACGCAAUGCUCGAGAGUGCCUGUUUCAUCGGACAACACUUGCAAUUUCUCUGUAAGCCGCCUUUUGCAACUCGACCGCUCUGCCGCUCCACCUGUGGCUCCCCAGGCGCCCGGUCCUCACCAAAGCAGACCCCAUCCACCUGAAUCUGACCGCAGCGAGGACGACGAGGAAUCCUUCUGCAGGGAUGACCUAAGCGCUACUGGCUCACCGUCAGGGUCUCGCCACCGACGACAGGGAGGGAUGCCGCCUUCAGGGUGUUCUCAGGGCAAGCAAAGGAGAAACAGAACCACUUUCUCCACCACUCAACUCGCUGCUUUGGAAAGGGUCUUUGAAAGGACACAUUACCCUGACGCUUUUGUUAGAGAAGAAUUGGCUCGGAGGGUCAACCUGAGUGAGGCGCGUGUGCAGGUCUGGUUCCAGAACAGAAGGGCCAAGUUCAGGAGGAACGAACGCAGUCUGCUGUCACAAAGGGGUUGCUGCCCUUCUCCGCAGCAGCCCAGUGGCAUCAGUUUGGCUUCAAGAGAUUCGACUCUGCUCCACCUUGCGCAAAAUGAUCAAGUGCCAGUCGUGGGUUCGCCAGCUGGUUUGGAUUACACACCGUUUGUGUCCUCGCAGUGCUGGAAAACCGCCACAACUUCUGCCUCGCAAUUUCAUACUUCGCCGCCAUCGUGUGCACUUAUGACGGCAGCUUAUGGAGCUAGUCCGUCGCCUUACAGCGUUUCGUCAAGCAUUGCCAGCUUGAGGUUUCGAGCCCAGGAAUACCAACACGGACACCAAAAUCCGCUGUAGAUUUUUUAAAUAAAAUUUUAAUUUUUAGAGUGAAA
This is a messenger RNA of Neocloeon triangulifer, 995 nucleotides long. Its product is annotated as paired mesoderm homeobox protein 2-like. Gene Ontology annotation, biological process: regulation of transcription by RNA polymerase II. Lineage: Eukaryota; Metazoa; Arthropoda; Insecta; Ephemeroptera; Baetidae. Bases 115 to 960 code for a protein of 281 amino acids. The transcript is spliced from 5 exons. The record is from RefSeq and is a predicted model, not a curated record. Gene Ontology annotation, molecular function: RNA polymerase II transcription regulatory region sequence-specific DNA binding; DNA-binding transcription factor activity, RNA polymerase II-specific.